AUGACGACAGUCAACUCUUCAAAUACACGUCUGGUCGAUGGAUCUUAUAUCGGUAGAUAUAACGAGAAAGUUCGUCUCGCUGAGCGUCGCCUGGAAUUCAAUGCUGAUGCAUUGAAAACUGCUGUUGCUCGGUCGCUACAGAGAUGCGACACAAAUAUCAAAAGCCUGACGAAAUUGGCGGAAGGGGGCUUCGACCGUGUCCUACAGAUCACCAUGAAUAAUGACACUCAGCUCUCAACUAGUCCAAGACAAUUGGCAAUUGCUAGCGAGGUAGCUACCUUGGCUCUCCUUCGCGCUCAUGGUCUUCCUGUGCCCCGCGUAUAUGCAUACUCCACAGAUGCUAAAAAUCCUGUUGGCUCGGAGUAUAUCAUCAUGGAAAAACUACCGGGGCGACCACUUGCUGAUCCAAAGCUUCAUGCGAUUCAGCUCCCUGCGAGUGGAAGCAUAUACUACGCGAGCGAUCUCCCGUCAGACUCACCACGCAUCGCUGUUCCAGAUUCUGAUGUCUGCAUUGGCCCUAGUGCAGCUCUUAAAUGGUGGUUCGCAGAGCGUGCCUCUCUCCGUGUCUAUCGCGGUCCUUGUGCGGACCCGAUCGAUGUUCUCCGAAAUCCUGCGCUAAAGGAACUAGCCUGGCUGCGCAAAUAUGACCGCCCACGCUUCCCUCUUGAGCGUGCAUAUCGCGAGUCCAUGGCUUACCUAUUGUCCGACCCCACUGUCCUUCCGCUCUUCCUCGCCGCCAGGAUUCCCAAGUUCUUCCAGAACUACGAUGACCCUGAGUCCCUUCAAUUUCGCCCGCCACCUACUCCGGAUUUAAACGAUCUGGAUGAGGAAAAGGCUGAUGUUCUUCAUGACUUUCGACGACGCCAUACCCACUUUUUCUAUCUGGCAUCCACUCAGCGCCAUGCGGGCCACCCCUGGGAGGGCAACAAUAUCCCGCUUCAAGCUGACCUUGUCUUAUUGGCCAAAUUCUGGCACGAGUACUCAACUGACCCGUGUCCAAUAUCCAUAGCUACAGCCAGGUCAGAUUCUAUCAUGCAUUUGCAAAGCAUGCAGGAAGAGAUUGACCUCCAACUGAAACAUAUCCGUAAUGCUAUUGGUAUCAGUAGUGAUGGCUGGACUCCUCCGGAAGAAUAUGAAGCUGCCUGUGCCCGUGCUCUUCAGAUAAAAGCUGAUGGCCUUGCUUCACUGGAUACAGACUACGAGCGCGAGAUGACGGAUCGACACUGGCCGUUUGAUGACCACAAUGAGGAUGAGUACCUUGACUGUUUUCUGUGUCUAUACUUAUCUUGA
This is a messenger RNA of Aspergillus eucalypticola CBS 122712, 1290 nucleotides long. RefSeq lists its product as uncharacterized. The record is from RefSeq and is a predicted model, not a curated record. Lineage: Eukaryota; Fungi; Ascomycota; Eurotiomycetes; Eurotiales; Aspergillaceae. Gene Ontology annotation, cellular component: mitochondrion. The transcript has 7 exons. Bases 1 to 1290 code for a protein of 429 amino acids.